Messenger RNA from Cydia fagiglandana, 4610 nucleotides. Its product is annotated as protein PFF0380w-like. Gene Ontology annotation, molecular function: chitin binding. Lineage: Eukaryota; Metazoa; Arthropoda; Insecta; Lepidoptera; Tortricidae. Gene Ontology annotation, cellular component: extracellular region. Bases 186 to 4346 code for a protein of 1386 amino acids. The transcript has 3 exons. The record is from RefSeq and is a predicted model, not a curated record.
CUACUGUCAUAUACGAAAAGCGACAUUCGCGCCACAACCGCGGAACCACAAUGUUGCAUCCAUUUCGCAGAUUCAGUUGAUUGUUGAAUAUUAGUUGAGUUGAUUGACUUUCAAUUGUUUUCGGUUUCGAUAAAGUUAAGUUUGUUGGUUUUAGUGCUUUAUGUGUGGUGUUAUGGACUAACAUAAUGUGGAAAUUGAUAUUCGUAUGCUUGUUUUCCUGGGCGGGAGGGCAGAGCGGACGCGCGCCACGGCAGGACCACCACGGGCGAGGCUGGGACAUCCGACUUGCAGUGCCGGGCAAGCCAGGGAACGACUACCCCACGCUCGGCAAUAUCCCAAGAACAACCUUCUCUUGCGCUGGUAGACAACCAGGUUACUAUGCGGAUCAGGAGACAAACUGCCAAGCCUUCAGAGUGUGCACCGCGGGAUCCACCUACGGCUUCCAAUCCUUCCUCUGCCCCAACGGUACUCUUUUCAACCAAGCCGUCUUCGUCUGCGACUGGUGGAUGAACGUCAAAUGCGAAGCUUCACAAAAGUUCUUCAACAACAAUGAAAAAUUCGGAAACCUCAAGCUUGGACCGCAACUUAUGAAAGAUAUCAAGAAGAUGAUUACACAUCCCAUGAGAAACCCUAUAGACAAAGGUAUCAUGAAAGGCAAUCUGGUUGUUAUGCAAGACUAUAAGCCACCUUCAGGACAAUUAUUCCCCAACAGCGCUCUAAUAGCAAGUGCAGAUAGAACUCCUAGUAAUGUCUUCGUGCCACCAAAAAUCACACAGCAAAACUUCGGACAAACCAACUUUAUUAGAGACACGUCUUUCGCUGGUUCAACGCCGAGUCCCUCGUAUAUACCGUUGGAUGUGCAGCAGAUACAGGCAGAUGCAGAAGUAUUCCAGCGGCAGCAGCAAAAUGGACAACAGUGGCAAAAUGGACAGCAGUGGCAAAAUGGCCAACAGUUGCAAAAUGGCCAACAGUGGCAAAACGGCCAACAGUUGCAAAACGGCCAACAGUUGCAAAAUGGUCAACCGGUGCAAAAUGGCCAACAGUGGCAAAGCGGCCAACAGUUGCAAAAUGGCCAACAGUUGCAAAACGGCCAACAGUUGCAAAACGGCCAACAGUUGCAAAACGGCCAACAGUGGCAAAACGGCCAACAGUUGCAAAACGGCCAACAGUUGCAAAGCGGGCAACAGUGGCAAAACAGCCAACAGUUGCAAAAUAACAGACAAAACUCACAAUCUGGAAAUCAGUUCGGUCGUCUUGUGCAACCUACUACUACUAUCAAUAACAAUGUUAACUCACUUCGUCAGAAUCAACUAAGUCAGACUCAACUGAACCCAGCACCAACUACUUAUAACCCACAAAAUUUCAACAAUCAAAGAAUACAGGGUAACAGACAAAAUGCACAAUACACAGCCAAUAAAACUCCCGCACAGUGGAACAGUGGAAAACAAGCUGAAUUUGGAGUUUCUUUAACAAAACAACAAUACAAUUACAACUCAAAUCAAGCAAGUCAACAACAAAACUUAGGGUUCCCAAAAUUCUCAAGCGACAUUAAAGGUCCAGUGGGCAUUAAAGCCAAAGAGAAUCUGGUAAGUAACAAUGAUAUACCAUCUACUGUCAUAACAAAAACAAUAACUGUUAAUCGAAUUAUUCAAGAACCCAAGACAGGUCAACCUAAAUCUCGAGUAGUGUUCAAAACUUGGAUUGUUAAACCAUCUAAGGCUGCUAAAUUAGUCGCGGAACCAACUGCCUACACGUAUAGUCGUCCUACUCCGCCAAUUAGUGAGCGACAAGUAGAAGCAAGUACCCCUUAUGUUUAUAAUAGACCAACCACCCCACAACCGCCUCCACCAUCACCACCACCAGCAAAAAUUGUCUCAGAACCAGACGAAUCUUAUAUUUACAACAAACCCACAGUAGCAGCGAAGGUAGUAUCAGAGGAAGAGGAGCCGUAUAUUUAUAACAAACCAACGGUGGCGGCUAAGGUUAGGUCAACAGUUAGACAAUUGCCUCAAGUAACAGAAGCAGAAGAGCCUUAUGUUUACAAUAAGCCGACAGCUGCAGUUAAAAUAGUAUCAACUGUUAGACAAGUCCCUCGCGCGUACCUUCCUCCAGCUACACCAGCUCCAACAGUAGCUAGAUUAUACCAACCACCGACUACAGUAGAACCAACCAAACCCUCCCGUCUUUACUUGACUCCAACUACGGUGAAUCCACUAGAAAGAAUAUACAUACCACCAUCUCAACCUACACCUUUUAGACAAUACUUAACACCCAAUACAGAUAUACAAACUCCUUUCUCUCAAAAUGAGAAACUUAUUGCCGCUCCGACCUCACCUUCGCCCGUCUAUGUUGCUCAAACUAAAGAGAUUUCUACUCAACCAUCUUUCACCCUCACUAAGCACUCCCGUAUUAACGCAAACCAUAACAAUUUGUCCUUUGCAGAUAUACUAACUAAGGAAAAACUUGAUAUAACAGUCAAUGACAUAGUCAAAGACACCAGCAAAAUCCUUAAAUCUGCUUCUAAUGAACAGUUCGGUCGACUCACCCAAGAUUUUAAUUCAGUUGACUAUCCUGAAGAGAGUGCCUAUUUACCGCCAGAUUCCAAUCCAUCGAGUAAAGAGAGUCUGACUCCGUCAACCUUACCAGAUACAGCAAAAAGUUCUCGUCUCACACAAGCUCCAUCAAAAGACUUAGAACCUCCACUAGAAACCCCCAAAGAUGUUCAAAAUACUAAUCAGCUCUCUAAUCUACCUUUUUUCAAACAACCCACGAACACCAUCGAACGAACAGUAUCUUUGAAAAUCUCUAUUCCAGAGAACGUAGCGUCGUAUCUUUUUAAAAAUACUAACGACAGCGACUUGGAUAGGUUAGAGAUACUCAACACGGGAAGCAGUAAUUAUUUAGUCCUCACUAACCAACUCGCCACGAGUACCACUCCUACUUUCAUUCCAAUCGGUAAACUGAUUGCAGAUAAAAAUUCAUCUCUUUCAAAUUCACAGGCACUGGUGUUCUCUUUACUGGCCAACUCUAUCAACGUGGCCAAGGAAUACAGCAACAUCGCACAACAAAACGUACUACAAGCAACACCCACACAACCACAGUUCCAGAACGUCAAUGAAGAGCAGCUAGCUCGCAUCACAAACCAAAUAUCACAACUCACGUCAUCUCAGUACUCUGGCAAUAAUCAAAAUGGUAAUAUUGGCAAUGCAAAGAUUGUAUCUUCUUCUCAAACUACCACAACAAAUUCCGGCACUCAACACACACAAACGCAAUUACCGAAUAACCUAGUACAAAAUAGUGGAAAAAGCGGACAGUUAAACGUAGCACCACAACAAAGCGGCAGUUUCUACUCAUCACAAUUCCAAUUUGGAAAUGGUUUAGGGCCAGCGGUUUCUAAUGCUAAUCAGAACCAAGUAUAUAGCGGUCAACUAUACCAGGCCCCGGUUCCACAAGUAACUGAGCAGUACUACAAUAAGGGAAGUCCAGCGAAGCUUAUUCAAGCCGACAAUGUUAACAAUUUUGCAACUGAAGCUGAACACCUCCAGACCAAUCAACAGUCAAAUGCAAAAAAUAACAUUAACCAAUCAAAACAGUCAAGUGCAGAAGUUGAAAUAGUUCAAUCCCACAGUUUACCCGUACCAAACCCGGCGAAGUUGCAGGUCACCCAAGAAGAAGCUAAUUUCAACAGCCAGGAAUCUUCACAAGCUUUCAUUAACAACUUUUUAAAUAGCGAAGGAAUAUCGGCUCAAGUGCAGGAUAAUAUUAUCGGGACAAUACCGCAUCCUUUAGAGAAAAAUAAAUUUGUGACGUAUAAAAAAGAUCAAUCAUACUCUUUUUACACGAGGUUGGAUGGCAAUGGUUUAGACCAACCAACGCCACAACUCAAUGCAGGGAGCCAACAAAAUGCAAAACUAAUACAGGCGAAUGAUGAUAUUUUCCAACUAAUCCCGUCUGUCGGUUACCAACUGGAGGAUGAAAAAGAGCAAGAGAAAAUACUUAACGCUUUUAAUAUUAACGAAUUCGGAAGUCCUAAAUCAGAAAACAACAACAAUAACGAAGGGUACAUACUUCCAACACCUACUAAUCGUAGAAGUGAUGUCCUUACCACUAACGUAGAUUUUUCUGUGACCCAUCCUUUUGCAAAGCAACUUCUCGUUCAAAGAAAACCUAAUGCUAUUUAUGAUGGGCCUUCGUCAUACUCAGCUCCUCAAGGAUCAAUAGGCUUUUUAGACAACAGGCAACGGAUUUUGCAGAACCAAAAUUUAAAUGCUAGGUUAGAACAAUUUGAUAUUAUUAGUAAUGGCAAUGGAUAUCCUCUAAAUUCUCAAAGACAGUUUGGAUACUAAUAGGUUACUUAAGUUACUUUCCUACAAUGAUGAGUUCUUGCCAAGCAUAGGGAUGGUCCCUGGAAGUUUACUAUCUCACUCUACCAAAUAGUUGUCACAUUACUGUAUCCCUAUCGUUUCUUUGUCCGUUUGCUCGGUGUGGACGCAUCAUCACGAAAAAAGACUUCCUUAGUAUAAUAGUAAGAUAACUAUAAAUGUAAAUAUGCGAAAUAAAUUAUAACGAAAUAGAUGUAUGUUUUUAGCUUAAGUCGACGAAAUGUCAAA